Messenger RNA from Gorilla gorilla gorilla (western lowland gorilla), 1754 nucleotides. It is a transcript of the gene SLC67A1, whose product is annotated as solute carrier family 67 member 1. Gene Ontology annotation, cellular component: nuclear envelope. The transcript has 11 exons. NCBI's taxonomy places the organism in Eukaryota, Metazoa, Chordata, Mammalia, Primates, Hominidae. The coding region runs from base 178 to 1707 and encodes 509 amino acids. The record is from RefSeq and is a predicted model, not a curated record. Gene Ontology annotation, biological process: transmembrane transport. Gene Ontology annotation, molecular function: transmembrane transporter activity.
GGCGCAGCGUCGCACCUCUGCCCAAUGAGGUGCCCCUGACGUGCCUGCUGCGGCUGCCCUGCUCCCCCCAGCCCCCCUGCAUCCCGGGAUGGGGGAGGGCGCCAGGCGCAGCUCCCGGGCCCUCAGGGGUCUCCCCGCCCUACCCCACCAGCCUGGGUUCGGUACCGCGGGGCCCAGAUGUGCAGUCAGCUGUUAGUGUGGCAAAAUUUGGGGAAGGCCUGUGCAGCCGCAAAAUCCAGUUCCCACCAGCUGGGGGCCGGGCGGGGAAGGGUGGGGACAGACAGCACUCCGCUGUGGGAGGCAAGGCCAGGCGGGUGCUGCCUGGGACCCAGUGACUCAGCACCCCUGCCCGGAUCAACUGGACUUUUGCCCCCUGCUCCGCCAGCCUCCUGCUUGGAUCUCUCCUGGGUCUCCCUGCUGCGCCUGUCCAGGAUGCAGGGAGCUCGGGCUCCCAGGGACCAGGGCCAGUCCCCCGGCAGGAUGAGCGCUGUAGGCCGGUCCUCGGUCAUCUUGCUUACCUACGUGCUGGCCGCCACAGAACUUACCUGCCUCUUCAUGCAGUUCUCCGUCGUGCCAUACCUGUCUCGGAAACUGGGCCUGGAUUCCAUUGCCUUCGGCUACCUGCAAACCACCUUCGGGGUGCUGCAGCUGCUGGGCGGGCCGGUGUUUGGCAGGUUCGCGGACCAGCGCGGGGCGCGGGCGGCGCUCACCCUCUCCUUCCUGGCUGCCUUGGCGCUCUACCUGCUCCUGGCGGCCGCCUCCAGCCCGGCCCUGCCCGGGGUCUACCUGCUCUUCGCCUCGCGCCUGCCCGGAGCGCUCAUGCACACGCUGCCAGCCGCCCAGAUGGUCAUCACCGACCUGUCGGCACCCGAGGAGCGGCCGGCGGCCCUGGGCCGGCUGGGCCUCUGCUUCGGCGUCGGAGUCAUCCUCGGCUCCCUGCUGGGCGGGACCCUGGUCUCCGCGUACGGGAUUCAGUGCCCGGCCAUCCUGGCUGCCCUGGCCACCCUCCUGGGAGCUGUCCUCAGCUUCACCUGCAUCCCCGCCAGCACCAAAGGGGCCAAAACUGACGCCCAGGCUCCACUGCCAGGCGGCCCCCGGGCCAGUGUGUUCGACCUGAAGGCCAUCGCCUCCCUGCUGCGGCUGCCAGACGUCCCGAGGAUCUUCCUGGUGAAGGUGGCCUCCAACUUCCCCACAGGGCUCUUCAUGGUCAUGUUCUCCAUCAUCUCCAUGGACUUCUUCCAGCUGGAGGCCGCCCAAGCUGGCUACCUCAUGUCCUUCUUCGGGCUCCUCCAGAUGGUGACCCAGGGCCUGGUCAUCGGGCAGCUGAGCAGCCACUUCUCGGAGGAGGCGCUGCUCCGGGCCAGCGUGCUGGUCUUCAUCGUGGUGGGCCUGGCCAUGGCCUGGAUGUCCAGCGUCUUCCACUUCUGCCUGCUGGUGCCCGGCCUGGUGUUCAGCCUCUGCACCCUCAACGUGGUCACCGACAGCAUGCUGACCAAGGCUGUCUCCACCUCGGACACAGGGACCAUGCUGGGCCUCUGCGCCUCUGUACAACCACUGCUCCGAACUCUGGGACCCACGGUCGGCGGCCUCCUGUACCGCAGCUUUGGUGUCCCCGUCUUCGGCCACGUGCAGGUUGCUAUCAAUACCCUUGUCCUCCUGGUCCUCUGGAGGAAACCUAUGCCCCAGAGGAAGGACAAAGUCCGGUGACCGCUGCCCAGACACAGACUGGCAAUAAACUCCUACUAAAUCCCUCA